Messenger RNA from Triticum turgidum subsp. durum (durum wheat), 906 nucleotides. Lineage: Eukaryota; Viridiplantae; Streptophyta; Magnoliopsida; Poales; Poaceae. The record is from the annotation of a GenBank genome assembly.
AUGGGUUGCCUGCGGCGCCGGCCGGAGCCGGCGGCCAUCGACAUCUCGUGGGUGUCGUGCCGGGGCGUCAGGUCGUCGCUCCCGUUCCACACGCCGUGCCUCUACGCCUCCGUCUGCGUGACGCCGUCGUCCGCGGGCAAGAACGUCCGCCGCCGCCGCGUCAAGACCCCCACCGACCGCGCCGGCGGCGAGAACCCCGAGUGGGACGAGCGCCUGCGCCUUCCCCUUCCCGACGACGCCUCGCCGGCGUCAGAGCAGGAAGCCGCGGGGAAAAAGAAGGACGGGCACGUUGACCACGACGGCGGUGUCCUUCUCGUUCGGUUCGAGCUCAAGGCCGAGGUGGCCGUCCUCGGCGACGUGCUCGCCGCGUCGGCCGUCGUGCCGCUCUCCGACCUCGUUGCCGACGGCAGGACGCGCCGCGUGUCCUACCAGCUGGCCGCGUCCGAGGACCGCAGGCAGCCCAACGGCGUCAUCUCCUUCUCGUACGCCUUCCACCACGGAAGCACCGUCGACGACGACCAGGAGGACCGCAGCAGCGACGGCGAGCCCGUAUCGCCCGCUAGCCCGGCCCCUCCCCCGCCGCUGCCUCAGUCGACGGGGUCAUCCUCCGGGAUGUACCCCAUGAUAGACUGGGGGCCACUGGACACGGUCACGUGCUCAAGCUACUACGCUCCUCCAGCUUCGUCGGACACUCAGGCGGAGCCGAUUGCGGUCUACCCACCGUUGUCGGAGACGUCGAGCCGUGGAAUUUACCCGACGGUGGGGGAGUCGGAUAGCAGUUUGUACCCCACAGUAGACUUUGCUCCGGUGACCUGUUACCCGCCGAUGACGGCGCCGUACUACUACGGUGGUGAUUUCGGGUGUCCGGCAGCUCCUGCAUGGGACGGGCGAUGUUUGUACGGUUGA